AUGGAGAAGGAGGCGGUGGGGGAGGCAAAGAUGUGUUCAGGCCAGGGAGCUGAGGAGGUGAAGCUGGAGCCUUUACAAGAGUGUAAGCCUGCUUCGGAGGAGAACUUGACGUGGAGUGACAGCGGCGGCGAUAAGGAGGUGCUCCCUUCAACCCCACCUCGCUGUUACAGCAGCUCUUCGCCCCUUUGCCCGCGCCGCAAGCCCCGCCCUCGGCCCCAGCCCCGGGUCCGGGCCCGAGCCCUGCCGGGGCCCUCGGCCCCACCCCAGCCUCCAGCCCAUCCUCCCCCUCAGCUUCUGACCCGGCCCCAGUCCUGGCGCAGAUCGCGGCGUAGAUCCCGGCCUGGGUCUAGGCCCCAGAAGCUGCAAAGCUGUUCUCCUGACCUAGGUGGCUCUGCGGAUCGAGGUGGCCUAGGGGACUGGUUGCUGGAGGUGCAGUUUGAUCAGGGUCCUACAGGCUGCUCUCAUGUGGAGAGCUUUAAAGUGGCUAAGAACUGGAGGAAGAACCUGCGGUUGAUCUACCAGCGUUUCGUUUGGAGUGGGACCCCAGAAACUAGGAAACGUAAGGCAAAGUCGUGCUUCUGUCAUGUAUGUAGUACCCAUAUGAACAGACUCCACUCUUGUCUCUCCUGUGUCUUUUUUGGCUGCUUUACUGAGAAACAUAUUCACAAACAUGCAGAAACAAAACAGCAUAAUUUAGCUGUAGACCUCUAUCAUGGGGUUAUAUAUUGCUUUAUGUGUAAGGAUUAUGUAUAUGACAAAGACAUAGAACAGAUUGCCAAAGAAACAAAAGAGAAAAUUCUGAAAUUACUAACUUCCAUCUCAACAGAUGUUUCUCAACAACAGUGUAUGACAUCAGGUGUUGAAGAGAAACAUUCAACCUGUGAGUCAAAGGAACAGGAGCCAAAAUUGGUGAAACCCAAGAAAAAGAGGAGGAAAAAGUCAGUCUGUACUGUAGGCCUGAGAGGGCUAAUCAAUCUUGGGAACACGUGCUUUAUGAAUUGUAUUGUCCAGGCACUUACCCAUAUUCCUUUAUUGAAAGAUUUCUUUCUCUCUGACAAGCAUAAAUGUGUAAUGACAAGCCCCAGCUUGUGUCUUGUCUGUGAAAUGUCUUCUCUUUUUCAUGCAAUGUACUCUGGGAGCCGAACUCCUCACAUUCCUUAUAAGUUAUUGCAUCUAAUAUGGAUUCAUGCAGAACACUUAGCAGGAUAUAGGCAGCAGGAUGCCCAUGAGUUCCUUAUCGCAAUAUUAGAUGUGCUGCAUAGACACAGCAAAGAUGAUAGUGUUGGGCAGGAGGCCAAUAACCCCAAUUGCUGUAACUGCAUCAUAGACCAAAUCUUUACAGGUGGCUUGCAGUCAGAUGUCACAUGUCAAGCUUGCCAUAGUGUCUCUACCACAAUAGACCCAUGCUGGGACAUCAGUUUGGACUUGCCUGGCUCUUGUGCCACAUUCAGUUCCCAGAGUCCAGAGGGAGCUGACAGCACAGUGAGUAGGGAUGACCACAUACCAGGUAUUCCCUCACUCACAGAUUGCCUACAGUGGUUUACAAGGCCAGAGUACCUAGGAAGCAGUGCCAAAAUCAAAUGCAGUAGUUGCCAAAGCUAUCAGGAAUCUACCAAACAACUCACGAUGAAGAAAUUACCUAUCGUGGCCUGUUUUCAUCUCAAGCGAUUUGAACAUGUAGGUAAACAGAGGCGAAAGAUUAAUACUUUUAUCUCCUUUCCCUUGGAGCUGGAUAUGACUCCAUUUUUGGCCUCCACUAAGGACAGCAGAAUGAAGGAAGACCAGCCACCAACAGAUUGUACACCCAAUGAGAAUAAGUAUUCCUUGUUUGCAGUGAUUAAUCACCAUGGAACUUUGGAAAGUGGACACUAUACCAGCUUUAUCCGGCAACAAAAGGACCAAUGGUUUAGCUGUGAUGAUGCCAUCAUCACCAAGGCUACCAUUGAGGACUUACUCUACAGUGAAGGGUAUUUACUGUUCUAUCACAAACAGGGUCUAGAGAAAGAAUAGUCUUACAAGACACUUACCAGAAAAAAAAGGAAAUGAAUAUACAAGGAUCCUGAAAUGACACAUAAACCUACCUGGAAUGGACAAUGACAAUACCCAUACAACAACAAGCACCUCUUGAAGUUUCGCAAAAACCUACCUGGCAUUGACAAUGACAAAUAGCACCUAUAUGACAAGUAGCACCUUGAUAUAAAGAACCUAUUUUACCAUGGUUUAUGGGUCUGUAAGAGGAAAAAAAAAUACUAACUAGUGACCAUUCAGCCUUAAGAAAUGGGAGCGGGGGAAGAGGUUGAAAAUGGUCACAUAAAGCAUCCUUAAAUGAACAGAUUGUUUUAGAUGGGGAGAGUGGGAAUGGAGAUGUUCUGCCACUGCUGUAUGUCAUUUGUUUCUACAAAAAUACCAUGUGAGAUCAGGGAGUAUUUGUACAUCAACAAAAAGUUUCACAAUUGGUAUUCUAGCUGUGGCUGAUUAGUCAAAUGGUUUGAAAAAAAGAAUAUUGAAAAAAAAAUUUAAAGCCUUACAAGAAAAUAUUUAAAAAGAAGAAAACUUUUUUUUUAAUUUUAAAAGAAAAUGUUUCU
Felis catus (domestic cat) is the source of this 2585-nucleotide messenger RNA. It is a transcript of the gene USP51, whose product is annotated as ubiquitin specific peptidase 51. Lineage: Eukaryota; Metazoa; Chordata; Mammalia; Carnivora; Felidae. Gene Ontology annotation, biological process: protein deubiquitination. The transcript has a single exon. The coding region runs from base 1 to 2010 and encodes 669 amino acids. Gene Ontology annotation, molecular function: cysteine-type deubiquitinase activity; zinc ion binding. The record is from RefSeq and is a predicted model, not a curated record.